Molecule: messenger RNA, 1331 nt
Organism: Uloborus diversus
Lineage: Eukaryota; Metazoa; Arthropoda; Arachnida; Araneae; Uloboridae
Gene: par-6
Product: partitioning defective 6 homolog gamma-like
Exons: 3
Coding region: 101-1072 (323 amino acids)
Biological process (GO): centrosome cycle
Molecular function (GO): protein binding
Source: RefSeq, a predicted model, not a curated record
UGGUGGCUAGGAUAUGAAAAAGUUAAAUGCCGUCCAUAAUUUUUUGUGCAUUCUGUCAUGAAAUAAAAGCUAUUUUAGUGAAUGUCUUUCAAGUAAAAUCAUGUCUAUCAACAUGUCAAAAACUCCCAAAACGCCUAACCGUUCUCCUAGAAGCCGUAUUGAGAUUAAAAGUAAGCUGGAAGCGGAAUUCAGGCGUUUUUCCCUGGACCGGAGUGAAAUUACUACAUUUGAAGAAUUUUACAAUUUGAUAGAAAAAUUUCAUAAAUUAAAUGAAGUUUCCUUCACAAUCAGCUAUACGGAUCCUGUUCAUGGAGAUCUGCUGCCAAUCAACAAUGAUGAUAACUUUGCUAGAGCUAUCAACUCUUCUUGGCCUUGGUUACUUAGGUUAAUUGUACAGAAAAAAGGUGAGAGUUGCGAAGAACUGAAUGGUUAUGGCAGUAGUUGGAAAAGGAAAAAAUUUCUUGGCCAAUACUUGUUACCAUCAGUAGUACCAAAAAGCAGACCUCAUAUAUCCAUAAGUCUCCCGGAGGAUUUUCGUCAAGUUUCUUCAAUCAUUGACGUAGAUGUUGUUCCGGAGACCUGCCGCAGAGUCAGGCUUGUCAAGCAUGGGUCAGAUAAGCCCUUGGGUUUCUACAUCCGUGAUGGAACGAGUGUAAGGGUGACACCUCAUGGUCUCGAAAAAGUACCUGGAAUUUUCAUCUCUCGGCUUGUCCCUGGGGGUCUUGCCGAGAGCACAGGACUGUUGGCUGUCAACGAUGAAGUGCUCGAGGUGAACGGCAUUGAAGUGGCCGGGAAGACCCUUGAUCAAGUCACAGAUAUGAUGGUAGCUAAUUCAUCAAACUUAAUUAUUACAAUUCGGCCGGCAAACCAGUCCAGUGUUGGUUUUCCCAGGCGUGGAUCCGUCGGCCACUCUUCACAAAUGUCUCACGGGUCUCAGCAUUCUAACCAAUCUCUACCUAGUGAUGAUGAUCACUACGACGAAGAUGAAAUUCGUGAUCAUACGGUCUCGAUGGUUCAGGAUACGCCAGAAAAGCCUUCUAUCUCAGAAGAUGAUGGUGUUGUAACUCUUUGAUGUUUUUUGAGCAUCUUGUAUAAAUCUUUAAAAAGUUGCAUGUUUUAUAGGAUAGCGGUGUUUCUAAGAACAAUGGAUAAGCAGUAAUGGUGUUAUUUGUUAAAUCAUUAAGUAUGUAUGUAUGUAUGUAUGAAAGGCUUGUUUUUAUCAGUGUUGAUUUUUAACUAAGUACAAAUUGAAGAUGUGGAAGACUGUAUCUGGCUUUUAGCUGUGUUUUAAGUUUUUAUCCUUGUUCUUAGAACAGUGCCCUUGCAUUCAC